UGGACAGCAGGCGCUGGAGGUGCGCGUCACUCUCUGCCGCCGAAUCCGCGGCUGCUGCCGGCCCCUGUAGAACUUGCGGCCUCGAUGUCCUUCUCCCGGUGUGCCCUAUUGUGGGCUCGGCUCCCAGCAGGGCGCCAGGCUGGCCACCGGGCAGCCAUCUGCUCUGCCCUUCGCCCCCACUUUGGGCCCUUUCCCGGCCUUCUGGGGCAAGUUUCUGUCCUUGCUACCGCGUCCUCCUCUGCCUCAGGUGGCUCCAAAAUCCCGAACACGUCUUUGUUCGUGCCCCUGACUGUGAAACCUCAGGGCCCCAGCGCCGAUGGCGACGUCGGGGCCGAGCUAACCCGGCCUCUGGACAAGAAUGAAGUAAAGAAGGUCUUAGACAAGUUUUACAAGAGGAAAGAAGUUCAGAAACUGGGUGCUGAUUAUGGACUUGAUGCUCGUCUCUUCCACCAAGCUUUCAUAAGCUUUAGAAAUUAUAUUAUGCAGUCUCAUUCCCUAGAUGUGGACAUUCACAUUGUUUUGAAUGAUAUUUGCUUCGGUGCAGCUCAUGUGGAUGAUUUAUUUCCAUUUUUCUUGAGACAUGCCAAACAAAUAUUUCCUGUGUUGGACUGUAAGGAUGAUCUACGUAAAAUCAGUGACUUAAGAAUACCACCUAACUGGUACCCAGAUGCUAGAGCCGUGCAGCGGAAGAUAAUAUUUCAUUCAGGCCCCACAAACAGUGGAAAGACUUAUCACGCAAUCCAGAAAUACUUCUCAGCAAAGUCUGGAGUGUAUUGUGGCCCUCUAAAAUUACUGGCACAUGAGAUCUUCGAAAAGAGUAAUGCUGCUUUUUCAGAUGAAGUGGCUGUAAUUGAUGAAAUUCAAAUGAUUAGAGAUCCAGCCAGAGGAUGGGCCUGGACCAGAGCACUUCUAGGACUCUGUGCUGAAGAAGUUCAUUUGUGUGGAGAACCUGCUGCUAUUGACCUGGUGACGGAGCUUAUGUACACAACGGGGGAGGAAGUGGAGGUUCGAGACUAUAAGAGGCUUACCCCCAUUUCCGUGCUGGACCAUGCACUAGAAUCUUUAGAUAACCUUCGGCCUGGGGACUGCAUUGUCUGUUUUAGCAAGAAUGAUAUUUAUUCUGUGAGUCGGCAGAUUGAAAUUCGGGGAUUAGAAUCAGCUGUUAUAUAUGGCAGUCUCCCACCUGGGACCAAACUUGCUCAAGCAAAAAAGUUUAAUGAUCCCAGUGACCCAUGCAAAAUCUUGGUUGCUACAGAUGCAAUUGGCAUGGGACUUAAUUUGAGCAUAAGGAGAAUUAUUUUUUACUCCCUUAUAAAGCCCAGUAUCAAUGAAAAGGGAGAGAAAGAACUGGAACCAAUCACCACCUCUCAAGCCCUGCAGAUUGCUGGCAGAGCUGGCAGAUUCAGCUCGCAAUUUAAAGAAGGAGAGGUUACAACAAUGAAUCACGAAGAUCUCAGUUUAUUAAAGGAAAUUUUGAAGAGGCCUGUGGAUCCUGUAACGGCAGCUGGUCUUCAUCCAACUGCUGAGCAGAUUGAAAUGUUUGCCUACCAUCUCCCUGAUACAACACUUUCCAAUCUCAUUGAUAUUUUUGUAGACUUUUCACAAGUUGAUGGGCAGUAUUUUGUCUGCAAUAUGGAUGAUUUUAAAUUUUCUGCAGAGUUGAUCCAGCAUAUUCCAUUAAGUCUGCGAGUGAGGUAUAUUUUCUGCACGGCCCCUAUCAACAAGAAGCAGCCUUUUGUGUGCUCUUCACUGUUACAGUUUGCCAGGCAGUAUAGCAGGAAUGAGCCCCUGACCUUUGCAUGGUUACGCCGAUACAUCAAAUGGCCUUUACUUCCACCUAGGAAUAUUAAAGACCUCAUGGAUCUUGAAGCUGUGCACGAUGUCUUGGAUCUUUACCUGUGGCUAAGCUACCGAUUUAUGGAUAUGUUUCCAGAUGCCAGCCUUAUUCGAGAUCUCCAGAAGGAACUAGAUGGUAUUAUCCAAGAUGGUGUGCACAAUAUCACUAAAUUGAUUAAAGUGUCUGAGAAGCAUAAGCUGUUGAAUUUGGAGAGCUUUCCAUCAGUGAGCCAGUCACGAUUGUCAGGAACCUUAAAGAGCCAAGCUAGAAGGACACGCGGCACCAAAGCUCUAGGGAGUAAAGCUACUGAGCCACCCAGCGCCAAUGCAGGAGAGCUGUCCCUUGCUUCCAGAUUGGUGCAGCAAGGACUCCUCACUCCAGACAUGCUGAAACAGCUAGAAAAAGAGUGGAUGACACAACAGACUGAACGCAGCAAAGAAAGAACGGAGUCUGGGACUCAUCCAAAAGGGACGAGAAGAAAGAAGAAGGAACCUGAUUCGGACUAGUUUUCUGUUCCUGGUUUUUUUUUUUUUUUUUAAUUUAAUUUUGCAAAUAAAAAUCUAUUUUGAAUCCUU
Cercocebus atys (sooty mangabey) is the source of this 2412-nucleotide messenger RNA. RefSeq names its product suppressor of var1, 3-like 1 (S. cerevisiae) (gene SUPV3L1). The transcript is spliced from 14 exons. The record is from RefSeq and is a predicted model, not a curated record. Gene Ontology annotation, biological process: mitochondrial RNA 3'-end processing; RNA catabolic process. Gene Ontology annotation, molecular function: hydrolase activity, acting on acid anhydrides; RNA helicase activity. NCBI's taxonomy places the organism in Eukaryota, Metazoa, Chordata, Mammalia, Primates, Cercopithecidae. Gene Ontology annotation, cellular component: mitochondrial degradosome. Bases 85 to 2343 code for a protein of 752 amino acids.